This is a messenger RNA of Microtus ochrogaster (prairie vole), 2656 nucleotides long. It is a transcript of the gene Tnfrsf11b, whose product is annotated as TNF receptor superfamily member 11b. Gene Ontology annotation, biological process: signal transduction. NCBI's taxonomy places the organism in Eukaryota, Metazoa, Chordata, Mammalia, Rodentia, Cricetidae. The record is from RefSeq and is a predicted model, not a curated record. Gene Ontology annotation, molecular function: protein binding.
GAAGAGGCAUCCCCACUAGAGUCCAGGGUUCCUAAAAAGGAAAGGUACAAGGUUGGUUCAGAUGAGAGACUUCAUAGAUCAAAGGCAGGCAGGGCAUACUUCCUGUUGCCCAGACCUUAUAUAAAAACGUCAUGAUCGCUUUGGCUGCAGAGACGCACCUAGCACUGACCCAGAGAGUGCAGCCUGAGGUUUUCUGAGGACCACAAUGAACAAGUGGCUGUACUGUGCACUUCUGGUGCUCCUGGACAUACCUGAGUGGACCACCCAGGAACCAGUUCCUCCAAAGUACCUUCAUUAUGAUGGAGAAAGCGAGCGUCAGAUCCUAUGUGACAAAUGUCCUCCUGGUACCUACCUAAAACAGCACUGUACCGUGAGAAGGAAGACACUGUGUGUCCCCUGCCCUGACCACUCUUAUUCAGACAGCUGGCACACCAGUGAUGAGUGUGUGUACUGCAGCCCGGUGUGCAAGGAACUGCAGUCCGUGAAGCAGGAGUGCAACCGCACCCACAACCGUGUGUGUGAAUGUCAGGAAGGGCGCUACCUGGAGUUGGAAUUCUGUUUGAAGCAUAGGAGCUGCGCCCCAGGGUUCGGAGUGGUGCAGGCAGGAACCCCGGAGCGAAACACAGUUUGCAAAAGAUGUCCAGAUGGGUUCUUCUCAAAUGAGACAUCAUCGAAAGACCCCUGUAGGAAACACACGAACUGCAGUGCACUUGGCCUUUUGCUAAUUCAGAGAGGAAAUGCAUCUCAUGACAACGUAUGUUCUGGAAACAGAGAAGCAUCGCAAAAAUGCGGAAUAGAUGUCACCCUGUGCGAAGAGGCCUUCUUCAGGUUUGCUGUCCCUACCAAGCUCACGCCGAACUGGCUCAGUGUUCUGGUAGACAAUUUGCCUGGGAUGAAAGUGAACACAGAGAGCGUCGAAAGGAUAAAGCGGAGACACAGCUCACAAGAACAAACUUUCCAACUCCUGAAGCUAUGGAAGCAUCAAAACAAAGACCAAGACCUGGUGAAGAAGAUCAUCCAAGAUAUUGACCUCUGCGAAAGCAGUGUUCAGCGGCAUAUCGGCCACGCCAACCUCACUGCAGAGCAGCUUCACGUCCUGAUGGAGAGCUUGCCUGGGAAGAAGAUUGGCCCAGAGGACAUAGAGAGUACGAGGAAGACAUGUAAACCGAGCGAGCAGCUCCUCAAGCUGCUCAGCUUGUGGAGGAUCAAAAAUGGAGACCAAGACUCCUUGAAGGGCUUGAUGUAUGCCCUCAAGCACUUGAAAACACACCACUUUCCCAAAACGGUCACCCACAGUCUGAGGAAGACCAUCAGGUUCCUGCACAGCUUCACUAUGUACAGGUUGUAUCAGAAGUUGUUUUUAGAAAUGAUAGGGAACCAGGUCCAGUCCGUGAAAAUAAGCUGUUUGUAACUAGAAAUGGUCGCUGUGCUGUUUCUUCAGGAUGGGCCAACUCUGAUGGAUGGAGAAGACUGUUUCUCGAGGCUCUUAAAAAGGCACAGUGAUCCCUUUCACAUCGACGGUGGGAAUGAAGACACCCCCAAGCACACACUUCGUAUUAAGACUAUUGGGGACUGAGUAAUGAAGUGAGGCAGGCUGUUUUGUAACUUUGCAAAGCCAGGUGUCAAUACAGAAUGGCAGCCAUGCUGACUGAGAGGGGAGGGUAUUUUAUUAUAGCCCCACACAUAGGUCCCUUUCUGCCUUUCCUCAUGGCUGAGUAACCAGAAGGUUUCUGCUAUUUUACAUGCCAGCCAUGUCUUAUUCUUUACUCUAUACUGUUUGUCUUUUGCAUGCUCUUUGUUGGAAUGGUUAUCAGGUGCAUGGGUCUUGUCACAUUUUCAGGUUCUUAGGCAAGAUGACAGUUUCCCCUCUGAAGAUUUAAUUUGGGUUGGGGAGUUGGCUAGACAACCAGGGGUAGGUUUCGGGAGUAUUUUUUUUAACAGCCUGCUACCAAGAACCGUAUUUCAUGUUCAUCUGUAGUUGGACCUAAGCGGACUCAAAGUAGUUUUCUUUUGAAAAUAACCACCGAAAUUUAUUUCUUGCACCAACCAUGACUGACUUUGUUGCAGGGCACUAAAAGAAACUAGGAUAUGGAGGAAGGAUUGAUGUCUCCCCCAACGUCCAACAAAUCCCCAGUAGUUUAUCCAGCUGUCAUUUCUGGCCCCGUAUCUACUGACUACAUGUUCUCUUAUUACUGCUUGCAGUAAUUCAACUGGAAAUAAUAGUAAUAGUAAUACAAUCUAGACUCCAUUGAAUCUCUCUAAAUAUGGGAAUCUCACACUUAAAAAGCUCUGAGAUUUCAGUUGUGUCAGAGGCUUUUAUUAGAAAGCCAAUGUUCUUUGGUAAAAGUUACUAAUAUAUCUGUAAGACUAUUACAGUAUUGCUAUUUAUAUUCAUUCAGAUAUAAGAUUUGUACAUAUUAUCAUCCUAGAGAGAAAUGGUGUAAGACUUAAUUUUAGAAAGAAAAAAUAUUCGUGUUUAUUGUUAUGACAAAAGAGAUAAAAUAUAUUUUUAAUAGAAACUUUGUGGGGUUUUCUAAUAGAUACUGCCAGUUUUCCAGUGUGGAAUGUUUUUAUAAUAUAAUUUUAUCUGUGUAAGAUGUAAUAUCAUUUUAUAGAAAAAUGCAUUAUAUAGUCAGUUGUUUAAUGUCAUAAAGUA